Zasmidium cellare ATCC 36951 is the source of this 1149-nucleotide messenger RNA. RefSeq lists its product as uncharacterized. The record is from RefSeq and is a predicted model, not a curated record. Bases 1 to 1149 code for a protein of 382 amino acids. Lineage: Eukaryota; Fungi; Ascomycota; Dothideomycetes; Mycosphaerellales; Mycosphaerellaceae. The transcript is spliced from 2 exons.
AUGAUUUUCCUGAGCAUGAAUCUGGUCGACGGCGAUUUCUGCGUCAGAAGCCACUCGGGACCACUCUGGGGACGACACAAUCCCAACACCCUCAACACCACCCACCCCGUAACCACCCUCGUCCUCGCGACCCUCGCCGCAGACAACAACGAAUGGAUAUCCGACGAAUUAUCAGACCUCCUCGGCUCAUCCACAAACCUCCACACAGCCAUCUACGUCGUCGACAACCCCCUCGCGCCCCUCCACACGCCCACCAACAAAGGCCACGAAAGCCUCGCCUACCUCUCAUACAUCAUCGACUUCUACUCCACCCUCCCAGAGAUCUCCAUCUUCCUCCACGGCCACCCCUCCGCAUGGCACAACAACCAUCUGCUGAACAUGUCGACAUCAGAAAUGAUAAGACAUCUCAACCGCGAGAAAGUCCUCCGCGAGGGCUACGUCAACCUCCGCUGCCACUGGUCCCCGGGCUGCCCGGACCACCUGCACCCGCAAGCCACAGCCUUCGACUCAACCAAAACCGAAGAGUUACACAUCGCCGCGACAUGGACGGACCUCUUCCCGGAGGAACCCCUCCCUCCUGUCCUCUCCCAACCAUGCUGCUCGCAAUUCGCCGUCUCCGCCACCGCGAUCCGAAGACAUCCCGUGGAGAAAUACAUCCUCUUCCGCGACUGGAUCCUGCAGACCCCGCUGUCCGACUACAUCACGGGGAGGAUCUUCGAGUAUUUCUGGCAGUACAUCUUCCUCUCCGAAGCGGUGUACUGCCCAGACCCGAGGAUCUGCUACUGCGAUGGGUAUGGAGUGUGUUUCGAGGAUCCGGAGGGGUAUGCAGGGUACUUUGAGUUGGUCAUGGAGGUGGAUCAGUUGAAGAAGGAGUUGGAGGCGUGGGCGAGGUUUCGGGAGGGGAAGUUGGGUGGGAGGGCGGUGAGGGAUGGGGAUGAGGGGCCGGAUCCGGUGGUUGAGGGCGGGGAUGCGAGGGAGGGGUGGUUGGAGGGGGAGAUUCGGGGGAUUGAGGAGGAGUUGGAGAGGAGGAGGGGGGAGGCUUUCGAGGUUGGGAGGGAUCCUUUGAGACGGGCGAGGGCGAUUGAGAUGGCGAGGGAUUUGACGAUGGUGGAUCCGAAGGAUGGGCCGCCGUUUUGGACUGCGAGAUGA